This is a messenger RNA of Enhydra lutris kenyoni (northern sea otter), 1651 nucleotides long. Its product is annotated as vascular endothelial growth factor D. Bases 330 to 1394 code for a protein of 354 amino acids. Gene Ontology annotation, biological process: vascular endothelial growth factor signaling pathway; positive regulation of endothelial cell proliferation; positive regulation of mast cell chemotaxis. Gene Ontology annotation, molecular function: growth factor activity; vascular endothelial growth factor receptor 3 binding; chemoattractant activity. Gene Ontology annotation, cellular component: membrane. The record is from RefSeq and is a predicted model, not a curated record. The transcript has 7 exons. Lineage: Eukaryota; Metazoa; Chordata; Mammalia; Carnivora; Mustelidae.
UUGUUUGUUUGUUUUAAUUUGCUGGAUGUGAAGUGAAUUGCGAGUGCUUUUUCAUGUCAAGGGCAAGUCAUAUGCACCUCCUGAUUAUUUUUGGAGCAUGAGACCAUUUAGAUUUUUUUUUUCAAGUCUCUCCCCACAUAAGAUUGAGCAAAAAUGUUCCUUGACUAAUUGAAGUCAUUUCAUUGGAUUUUGAUCACAACUGAUUAUUUGUGUUUUUCCAUGUGUCUUGGGGUUUCGAACUUUCCUUCUGGAGAAUGCCUUUUGAAACAGUUUGCUCUCGCUGCCUGAUGUCAACUGCUUCGUAAUCAGUGGAUAUUAAAAUACUCAAAAUGUACAGACAGUGGGCCGUGCUGAAUGUUUUCAUGAUGUCUUCUCUGCAGUUGGUGCAGGGUUCCAGUUAUGAACAUGGACCAGUGAAGCGGGCAUCUCGGUCAACAUUAGAACGGUCUGAACAGCAGAUUAGGGCAGCUUCUGGUUUGGAGGAACUGCUGCGAAUCACCCACCUCGAGGACUGGAAGCUGUGGAGAUGCCGACUGAAGCUCAAAAGUUUGACCAGCACAGACUCUCGCUCCGCAUCCCAUCGGGCCACCAGGUUUGCGGCAACUUUCUAUGACAUUGAGACCCUAAAAGUUAUAGAUGAGGAAUGGCAGCGGACUCAGUGCAGCCCCCGAGAGACGUGCGUGGAGGUGGCCAGCGAGCUUGGGAGGAGCACCAACACCUUCUUCAAGCCACCCUGUGUCAGCGUGUUCCGGUGCGGUGGCUGCUGCAAUGAAGAGAGCCUCGUCUGUAUGAACACGAGCACCUCCUACGUUUCUAAGCAGCUGUUUGAGAUAUCAGUGCCUUUGACUUCCGUACCUGAAUUAGUGCCUGUUAAAGUUGCCAACCAUACAGGUUGUAAGUGCUUGCCAACGGCUCCCCGCCAUCCAUACACUAUUAUCAGAAGAUCCAUCCAGAUCCCGGAAGAAGAUCACUGCUCCCAUUCUAAGAAACUCUGUCCUAUUGACAUGCUGUGGGACAGCGACAAAUGCAAAUGUGUUUUACAGGAGGAGAAUCCACUAGUUGGAAUGGAAGACCACUCUCAUCUCCAGGAACUGGCUCUCUGCGGGCCACACAUGAAGUUUGAUGAAGAUCGGUGUGAGUGUGUCUGUAAGACCCCAUGUCCCAGAGAUCUCAUCCAGCACCCAGAAAACUGCAGCUGCCUGGAGUGCAGAGAGAGCCUGGAGAGCUGCUGCCAGAAGCACAAGAUAUUUCACGCAGACACCUGCAGCUGUGAGGACAGAUGUCCCUUUCACACCAGAACAUGUGCAAAUGGAAAACCAGCAUGUGCGAAGCAUUGCCGCUUUCCAAAAGAGAAGAAAGCUGCCUAUGGGCUCCACAGUCAAGAAAAUCCUUGACUCAACUUUGUUCUGAAGUUCCCCAACCCUGACAUUUUAAAUAGCGUGCUGCUUUGCCAAGUUGCUGUCACUCCUCCCCUCCCCAGGUACUAGAAAAAGGUCCAUUUUACCCAGUCCCACAGUGAAUCCAGACCACUCUUCCAUUACACACCAGCUGAGGAUUCCCUGCCCUGGCUCACUGACAGAUGUCUUCCAACUGACCAUGCCCCUGCACAAGGAGAAUGGAGAGGAGGGAACCUGGGUGAACCUUUUUUUUU